AAGUUGGGCAGCAAACCGUUACACUGCACCUACUUCUGAGUUUGGUGUCAUCAAAGAUGGCGAUUUGCUGAGUGCUCAUGGACACAUCUCAUGGUCAUGGAUAAAUAUGAUCUUGCUUGAACUUGUGGUUAAAUGUAAUUUCUGUUUUACUUAUGAAUAUUUUAAAACAACUGUAAUUUAAGCGCGAAACAGCUUUAGCUACCGCAACAAUGCAAAUCACGUUAAAGACACUGCAACAGCAGACCAUUCAAAUCGACAUAGACCCAGAACAAACGGUGAAGGCAUUGAAGGAGAAGAUAGAAGCAGAGAGGGGAAAAGAUAACUUCCCAGUGUCUGGACAAAAGCUCAUAUAUGCUGGCAAAAUCCUGCAAGAUGACACGCCUAUUAAAGACUACAAAAUUGACGAGAAGAAUUUUGUUGUAGUUAUGGUAUCGAAGGCAAAGUCUGCCACAGCUGCAUCAACACCUUCCUCAGAGGGACCCAAGGCCCCUGUCCAAGACUCUGGGUCGUCUGCAGGCCCGGCCCCUGCAGCCAUCCCUAUCCCCCCAGAGGAGCCCACACCUACAGUCGCAGAGCCCCCAGCUCCAGCCAGCUCCGACCCCAGUAUGGAGGUUCAGGGGGGAGAUGCCUCCUCUGCCUUGGUGACAGGAGCGGAGUAUGAGACCAUGCUGACAGAGAUAAUGUCUAUGGGUUAUGAGAGGGAGAGAGUGGUAGCUGCUCUCCGGGCCAGCUUCAACAACCCCCAUCGGGCUGUGGAGUACCUCCUCACUGGCAUUCCUAGCAGUCCGGUCCAAGAGACUAAUCCCCCAGCACAGCUUCCUGCAUCUGCCCGCACAGGCACAGAGACCCCUACUGUAGCUGAGGGAGAAAACCCUCUGGAGUUCCUGCGUUCCCAGCCUCAGUUCCAGAGCAUGAGGCAGGUGAUCCAGCAGAACCCCUCACUGCUGCCAGCUCUGCUCCAACAGCUGGGUCGGGAGAACCCACAGCUCCUACAGCAAAUCAGCCAGUACCAGGAGCUGUUCAUCCAGAUGCUGAAUGAGCCGGCGGGGGAGGUUGGAGACGUGCCUGAGGUGGGGGACCUGGGUGCUGCAGUGGAGGAGGGAGCUCCAGUCAACUACAUUCAGGUCACGCCUCAGGAGAAGGAAGCCAUCGAGAGGUUAAAAGCGUUGGGUUUCCCCGAGGCGCUGGUGAUCCAGGCCUACUUUGCCUGUGAAAAGAACGAGAACCUAGCUGCCAACUUCCUCCUGAACCAGGGCUUUGAGGAUGAAUGAGAGGCGCUGGCCUGCCCUCCUCUCCAGGCCAGCACAAGGACUUCACCCCACUGUAGAGCAACGAUCUUCAGGUCAUUUCAGAGGGGGGAGGAUCUUACAAGCUACACAAAGUAUAUGUUGAUCUAAGGGUGAAAGAGGAAUAAUGAAAUCCACUUGAAUUCCAAUGGAAUGUGUGGGAUUUGUUUAGGGCAGAUAUAUAUUGAGAUUUUAGAAGAGCUUUGGGAACGGGAGGGAGGGGGCUGAAGGGUUUGCAGUGUGUGUGUGUGUGUGUGUGUGUGUGUGUACAUGUCUGUGUGUACAGGUGGAUGCCAUUCAAUUAAGGUGCAAAGACAUUGAUAUGCAUAUCUAAGCUUGUUAAUGCUGUAGCUGGAUGUAAUGGAAGCACAUUCUCCUUGAUGCACUUCUACAAUGUUGGUGUAUUGAGGGGAAAGGGAAACUAAACGGACGGUCAUGAAGAGUCCUCUUGUGGUCUGUUCACUUGAUUGCACCAGUCCCUCACAUUUCCUUUGCCAUUCAAAAACCAACCACAUAGCAAAACACAUCUCAUCCCAUGAUAUUGUCAUACAGGCAAGUACAUUUUGCCAGCGGCCAGGCUAAAUUAUUUAUGAGGUCCCCUCACUUCACCUCAAAGCUAGCGCUUUUAGUUCUCACUCAGAUAUCCAUGAUCUCUCUAGGUGUGGAAAUGCUCAACAUCCUGAGUAAAUCGAGUGGUAUAGAACAACCAAAAUGACAAAUGGGUGUGUGUGUGCUCACAGAACCGGACAGGUACAUUACUGUCUGGAUAUUGUCUGAAAAUGAGGUUUUGUUGAAGGGUUCACAGUCCUCUCUAGUGUUACGUCUCUGAUCAGCUGACCAACUCUGACCUUACCUUUACAUAUAAUCCUCUGAAGAGGGGAAGAGAGAGAUGGCAGGGACAAGUCCUGGGAUACUGGAGUUACUCACUUACCUCUUUCCCAAGGCUGAGGAGUAGACACACCACCUUUCUCAUAAGAUCUGAUUAAUAGUACACACGAAGGGCAGCUCAAAUACAACGGGACCAGCUGGUCUUGAGACACUAAGGGCUGGAUUCAACCCGUAUCGUGUAAAAAUGUACGGGUAAUUUCCUGUUGAGCCGACAUGCAGUCUCGGCGACCGUGGGAACAUUGCCUUUAAAUUGUCAAUAGCGCUAUAAAGCAGAUAUUCAGCACUACAGAUUGAAUAGAGCCCAAAAUGUCCAGUAGGAACAAGGGUCCACAUGAAGUCUUUAUUAAACCAGGACCCAGUCAUAGCCAAUAAUUGUCAUCAUCCACAGCCUGAAUGAGCCUAUUCAACAGUCUUUAGUGAUGAGGUGAAUCUAGUUUAAACCGGCUAUCGCCUAGCUUUAACCACCUGUUUCCAACUCGGAUAGUAUAACAUGAGGCUUGGUUGACACAUGCCUUAUUACACUAAGGAUUCCCAGUGUUUUGAGAUGUUGCUAUUGUGGGUUUUCUGAGGGUACCAAGAAAUGUGUGGUUUUAUGAAUAUUCACUUAUCAAGGUAUGUUUUCUCUUUAACUUAACAUGGUAGGAGUUUAAUGGGUCUGUGAAGAGACGAGCUUUUAUGAGUUUGGAUUGAACAGAUGCAUUCAAAUGUAUUGGCUCCUUUGCACAGAAUUUCCUGUUCUCUUUUUGAAACUUGUUGAAUGGCUAUUUUUACCCUGCAGGCACCUUCAACUUGCCACAAGUAAGAUCAAUUACACUCAAACCAAAUUCAUUGUGCAUUUAGUUCAUGUCAUUUUUGACUUAAGUGAAACAUUUCCGUUUUGGUGUAUUUAUUGGACCUUUGAAACAAAUACACAUGUGGACAAAGUUUUCAAUCACAACUUAUUUUAAAGGAAUAGUGAUCAUGACAAUAUGUUUGACUGCAUCUGUUUUUGUGAACAUGGCUUUUACUGACACUGGCAUUUUACAGCAUCAACAUGAUCCGCUUCAUUAAACAUCAAUAUGUCAUGG
This is a messenger RNA of Oncorhynchus gorbuscha (pink salmon), 3241 nucleotides long. Its product is annotated as UV excision repair protein RAD23 homolog A-like. The transcript is spliced from 9 exons. Gene Ontology annotation, cellular component: nucleoplasm; cytosol. Bases 210 to 1271 code for a protein of 353 amino acids. Lineage: Eukaryota; Metazoa; Chordata; Actinopteri; Salmoniformes; Salmonidae. Gene Ontology annotation, molecular function: polyubiquitin modification-dependent protein binding; damaged DNA binding; proteasome binding. The record is from RefSeq and is a predicted model, not a curated record. Gene Ontology annotation, biological process: nucleotide-excision repair; proteasome-mediated ubiquitin-dependent protein catabolic process.